GCGUUGUUGUCUGCUUGUUAACAAUAAUUUGUCUUGUCGUUGCUUUGUGUGUUUUAUUGCACAUUCUUCAAUAAUCCCAUAACUUUUCAAGCUACGUGAAUUCCCCAAAACAACCCUCAAAAGUCCCAUCUUUAUCUCAAAUCUUCUUCCCUUUUCCCCCUUUGCCGCUUCCCAUUUUUGACUUUAAAAACACAGGGAAAUCAACUUGCUUUAUUCGAUUGAAGAACAAGAAAUCGGAGUUUAUUCGAGAAGGAAAUGAGCACAGGAGUAAGCACAUUCGUGAUCAGAUGGAUUAAUUUUCUAACUAUGUUUGUAGCUGUAGGUGUAAUUGGUUUUGGCGUGUGGAUUAGCGCUCAUCAUGAUGGUUGUAGAAAGUCGCUCACUCUUCCAAUUUUGGGUCUUGGCGCUCUAAUAUUCUUGAUAUCAGUUAUCGGGUUUUUUGGCGCGCUAAAGAACAACUCUAUUUUACUAUGGAUGUAUUUGAUCAUGCUUUGCUUGAUUUUAUUGGGAAUUAUUUUAUUUACUGUAUUAGCGUUUAUUAUAACUAACAAUGGCACUGGUCAUAAUGUUGUGGGUUUGAGAUUUAAGGAGUAUCGACUUCAAGAUUACAAUACAUGGUUUCUAAAAGAAUUGAAUAACACACAUAACUGGAAGCACUUGCAAACUUGUCUUGUGAAAGCUGAUGAUUGUAGUAACUUAUCAAAAAGAUUCAAGACUCUUAAACAAUAUGAAUUGGCAAAAUUAACUCCCAUUGAAGCUGGUUGUUGCAGACCACCAUCUGUGUGUGGCUACCCUGUUGUGAAUGCCUCUUACUAUGACUUGACCUUCCAUCCAAUCAGCUCCAAUAAAGACUGCAAACUUUACAAGAAUCGAAAACCCAUCAAGUGCUACAACUGUGAUUCCUGCAAAGCAGGAGUAGCAGAAUACAUGAAAAAAGAAUGGCGUGUGGUUGCUAUCUUUAACGUGGUCUUGUUUGUUGUCUUGACUAUGAUAUAUUUUGUGGGAUGUUGUGCGAGACGAAAUGCUGCAAGUAGCCAUGACAAAUCUUGAAACUUGAAGAAUUGUGUGAUUCUGAAUUCUUUUUGCUUUUGAUGUAAUUGAAAAGUGAAAACAAAAGUAAUGUAAAGAUUUCAAGAAAUUUAGUAACAAUUCCUUCAUUCAUGA
Molecule: messenger RNA, 1164 nt
Organism: Lactuca sativa (garden lettuce)
Lineage: Eukaryota; Viridiplantae; Streptophyta; Magnoliopsida; Asterales; Asteraceae
Gene: TET10
Product: tetraspanin10
Biological process (GO): auxin-activated signaling pathway
Cellular component (GO): membrane
Source: RefSeq, a predicted model, not a curated record